CACCUCCACACUUGGCUAUCAUCCUCGUCUCUCCUGGAGCAGAGGGAUCCACACGCACAGAUCCUCUCCCGGGCUCCUGGUACCAUGAUGUCCCUGAAGCUGCUGCUGCUGGUCAUGCUCCUCCUGGGGGCUUCUCUGCAGGUCACCCAUGCAGCUCGAGCAACCAACGUGGGCCGGGAGUGCUGCCUAGAGUACUUCAAAGGGGCCAUCCCUCUCAGAAGGCUGACAGGGUGGUAUAGGACCUCGGGGGAGUGUUCCAAAGACGCCAUCGUGUUUGUAACUAUCCAUGGCAAGUCCAUCUGUUCCGACCCCAAGAACCCCAGGGUGAAGAAGACAGUCAGAUAUUUGCAAAGCAUCAUGAACCCUGUGCCCCAGGAGUCCUGAUUUCUGCCUGGACCAUUUGCAGACUUCCUGCCUCAGUUCACAACCCCAACCCCAAGCUGCCUGAGUCCAGUGAAGACCCUACAAGGACAAAGAAGACCCCUGCCCUCUUUUCUGGUCUGGAACCAUGGCAUGAAAGAGCCCUGAUUAAAGUCUCUCUUUGCACCUUA
Leopardus geoffroyi (Geoffroy's cat) is the source of this 551-nucleotide messenger RNA. It is a transcript of the gene CCL17, whose product is annotated as C-C motif chemokine ligand 17. The record is from RefSeq and is a predicted model, not a curated record. The transcript has 3 exons. NCBI's taxonomy places the organism in Eukaryota, Metazoa, Chordata, Mammalia, Carnivora, Felidae. The coding region runs from base 85 to 384 and encodes 99 amino acids. Gene Ontology annotation, cellular component: extracellular region. Gene Ontology annotation, molecular function: CCR chemokine receptor binding; chemokine activity. Gene Ontology annotation, biological process: inflammatory response; cellular response to interleukin-1; chemokine-mediated signaling pathway.